Messenger RNA from Paraphaeosphaeria sporulosa, 983 nucleotides. RefSeq names its product ClpP/crotonase. Gene Ontology annotation, molecular function: enoyl-CoA hydratase activity; delta(3)-delta(2)-enoyl-CoA isomerase activity. The transcript has 2 exons. Gene Ontology annotation, cellular component: peroxisome. The record is from RefSeq and is a predicted model, not a curated record. NCBI's taxonomy places the organism in Eukaryota, Fungi, Ascomycota, Dothideomycetes, Pleosporales, Didymosphaeriaceae. The coding region runs from base 129 to 860 and encodes 243 amino acids. Gene Ontology annotation, biological process: fatty acid beta-oxidation.
CCCCAUUUCUUGCAGCCAUCUCGCACGCCAAUCAAAACAUUACAGAGCAUCGUAAUCUGGUGUUUUGUACCAGAGAUUCAUCUACAGAGAGGUUAAAAUCGGCGCAGCAUUGAGUACGUAAAGCCAGGAUGACGGUGGGCUCGUACUGGAACCUUUGUGUGGACCGCCACGACAAGGUGUAUGUCCUCACAAUGCAAAAGCCGCCCGAGAAUCGGAUUAAUGUUCGGUACGCGCAGGAAAUCAUCAAAGCCCUGCGGGAUAUAGAACACGAGCUUGGGCCCGAGUCGGACGGAUGUGUCAUUAUUAGAGGCAACGAUGAGAAAUUCUGGUGUACUGGUUUGGACCUCGACGAAGUGGAAGCAAACCCAUAUGCCAACCCCGAUGGCUUCUUCCCGCUACUCGCAACGCUCCUCGACUACCCUUUCCCUACAAUAGCACUCAUAACUGGUCACACUUUCGGCGGCGCAUGUCCAUUCGCUCUAUCCCACGACUACCGAAUUAUGAACUCAAAGCGCGGCUUUUUCUCCAUGCCACCCGUCAACCUCGGUCUUCAUUUUCCCGGCAUCGGCUUCCUUCCGCGACUGAAACUCCGUCCUCAGAUCGCUCGGAAGAUGCUACUUGAGGCGCACAAGUGGACAGGGCAAGAGGCAUUGGCAGACGGGAUCGUUGAUGAGAUUGCAGAGCCAGAUAAAAUGCUUGACGUCGCGCUGAAGAAGGCCAAGGAAAUCCAAGGCAGAGCGAAGAUGGGCGUGUAUAGUUUGUUGAGAAAUGAGCUUUGGGGCGAAGCUUCAGAAGCGUUUAGGAAGAUUAGCUAUGUGCAUGGGAAACUUACCAACACCCCUCCGAAGGCGAAGAUCUAGACGUUUGGAUUCCGGGCCAGAAGGAGCGGCUGCGUCAGCUUGACCCGGCGAAAUGGACCGGUGUAUCAAGCUCGGAGAGCUGAAACUGCGAGGUCAAAGAUUUGUAUAUAUAUCCAAUGCCAC